Molecule: messenger RNA, 1059 nt
Organism: Penicillium pulvis
Lineage: Eukaryota; Fungi; Ascomycota; Eurotiomycetes; Eurotiales; Aspergillaceae
Exons: 2
Coding region: 1-1059 (352 amino acids)
Biological process (GO): positive regulation of transcription by RNA polymerase II
Cellular component (GO): nucleus
Molecular function (GO): transcription cis-regulatory region binding; DNA-binding transcription factor activity
Source: RefSeq, a predicted model, not a curated record
AUGCUCGCUGCUGUCGCAAUUCUCUGCACUUUUGAGUUGAUGGACGCUCCUGGGAGCGCAUGGAGAGCUCAUCUCAGCGCUUUGCCCCUCUUUGAUGACAGGUCGGCCUCUAUGCCAGGUCAUUCUCUGAUUGUCAUUCCUCGGACGGCUAUAAAGGGUCCAAUAUUUUGGAGUCUGGCCCGGCAGGACUUAUUAUGUGCUUUCAUAAGUGAGACUCCCACUCGAUUGGAUUUGAAAGACAUGCGGCUCUGGCAGAAUGCAGGUUUGGCCACGGACGAGAAUGGAGAGCUUCUGCCCUACAGCCCAACAGACGUGAUAGAGCGGCAAAACUCCUCUGGACUUGAAGAGGACAUGAAGAGCAAUGAACUAGCGUGGAUCCUUGGUAAAAUUGCAAACCAUCUUACUGCCGGGGACGCUUUCGUUAUGGUGAACAACAAGUUACCACGCCAUGAGCGGCCUGUGAUCGGUUUAAGCCAGGAGCAUCUCCUGGAGAGAUGGAAUAUGUUGAUGUCUGAUUUAGAGAGAUGGCACGACUCCCUUUCCGCUUCCUUCGCUUCGACUACCCGAACGCGGAGACUGGGCACCGCAGCUUCAGGAUUUGAGCUAAGUUUUGAUAGCUUCGUGCAGAUCUGGUUUGAUCUGCCCUUGUGCGCUGCAACAAUGCAAAGCUACCACCAAGCCAAGAUACUGUUAUUGGCAAAUGAGCCGCAAGAGUCAACUGCCAUUCGAUCGACUGUAUCAGCACGCUUGAGAUCCUACCGACAUGCUUUGCGCGAGGUCGUCUACCAUGCCAGGGAAGUGUGUGGCAUAAGCCUUGCCAAUUCAACAGACUCACUUCGGGUGAAUUCCGUUCAAGCUCUAUUUGUCGCUGGGCAGGUCUUUCAGGAACGACGCGAGCAGGACGCGGUACUUGAAUUACUGUCUGGUAUCGAAAGAGAUCUUGGCUGGACCACUAGAUAUCAUGUGGCCAAGUUAAAAGAUGAAUGGGCAAGGGGAAGAGAAGGCAAUCACGUUGACCGUGAGGAGCCAGGUCAUGACUCCAACUGGUUUAUACCAUAG